Messenger RNA from Closterium sp. Yama58-4, 1140 nucleotides. The record is from the annotation of a GenBank genome assembly. Lineage: Eukaryota; Viridiplantae; Streptophyta; Zygnematophyceae; Desmidiales; Closteriaceae.
AUGAUAAUUCCAGGGCAUUUCGCUGAGCUGGUGAGCAGUGAUUGGCCGAGAGGGGCUGGGGCGGGAGCGGGGGCAGGGGAGGGGGAGGGGGAAGGGGCGGGAGCAGGGGUGGAGGCGGGGGAAGGGGCGGGGGCGGGGAGGGGGGAGAGGAGGGAUUCCGGGGCAGGGGCGGGGGCAAAGGGGAGUUCGGGGGAAGGGGCGGGCGCAAGAGUCGGGGCUUCGAGGGGAGGUGGGGGAGGGGGUUGGCGGCGGCGACGGGGGCGAGGGGAAGAGCGAGGAGGGGGGGAGGGUGGGAGGGAGAGAGGGGGGGAUGCGAUAGGUUCUGAUAUAAGGGGAGGGAGGGCCGGUUCAGAGGCAGAGGGUGAGGGAGAGAGCGAAGAAAAAGCAGCUUCAGGGGUUGCAGGAGGGGGUGCGGAUGCUGAAGUGGGACCUCUGCGGGAAGGGGGGAGCUUGGGGAAAGGAGGAUCAGUGGUUUCUGCAGGAGCAGAAUCUAAAGCUGAUGUGGCAGAUGGAUUUGAUGUGGUGGAUCGAGAGGCUGCAGAGGAGGACCGGGAGGAGGAGGAAAGGGAGGAGGAGGAAAGGGAGGAGGAGGACCGGGACGAGGAGGAAAGGGAGGAGGAGGACCGGGACGAGGAGGAGGAGGAGGAGGGUCGAAAGGUGGGGGGAGUGGAGGAAGAGGGCCGGGAGGAGGAGGAGGAGGGUCGAGGGGAGGGGGGAGAGGAGGAAGAAGGCCGGGAGGUGGGAGGGGGAAGGGAGGAGGAGGAAGGAGAUGAGGAUGCAGCAGCAGCAGCAGCAGCAGCAGCAGAAGCAGUAGUGGGAGAAGAUGCAGACGCAUCUUCCACGAGGCGGAACCGUGAAGCCAUGCCCAUGCCGUGCCAGAAGCCAGCCUCGCGUGCGGCAGCCAUUGCACUGCGGUCCUGCGACCCCACUGCUGCACCGUGCCUGUGGGCUGGCUCUGAAGCAGCGGUAGCUGUGGCAACGGCAAGCAAGAUGCACAGCACAGCGGCGCAUGGCCGCACAAGGACUGCUCCUCCACUGUUCCGCACGAGGAUGAGAAGCGCUCCACCAUUUCGCACGAGCUUCUCCCGUAGCGGCAUCAAAGGGCGGUGUCGCAGGGACAAGUGUCUCUGUACCCGAUAG